AGCAGAGGUGGGAGUCCGGGCCGCGUCCCCGUCGCUAGGGAAACCGAUACAGCUUGAGGCAGUUCGCUAUGCCGAGCGCUGAGGAGCCCGCUGCGCUCGCGGCAGAGAACGCGGACGAGGAACCCGGCGCCGACCCGCGACUGCGACUCCUGGGGGCCUGCGUGGCCCAGAUCCUGCGGCCGGCUGCGGGCGCCUGGGAGCGCUGCGCGCGGACGGCCGAGGGGGAGCAGCUGCUCCAGGCCUUCUUCGGCCGCGAUGCAGCGGAGGGGCCGCGGCCGCUGCUGGUCGUGCGGUCCGGGCCUGGGGGCCUGACGAUGCAACCCGGGCUGGACGCGGGCCCGGGGGCGGGCUCACCUCGCGCUAAAGGGCUGUUCUUCUUGCGCACUAGGCCCGAGCCUCCGGGGCCCGACAGCCUUCGCGGCGCAGUGCUCUUUGGGGACCUGCCCGCGGCGCCUCUGGAGCACCUAGCAGCGCUGUUCUCGGAGGUUGUUAUACCCGUGCUGGCCAAUGAGAAGAAUCGCCUAGACUGGCCCCACAUGGUAUGUCAGGAUGUCAGGCGGCACGCCCACAGCCUGCAGUGCGACCUCCUGGUUAUCCUUGAGCAAGUGAAGGGGAAAACUUUGCUGCCUCUCCCAGUAGGCUCAGAAAAAAUGGAGUUUGUGGAUUCCAAAAGUGAGACAGUCUCAGAUGCCAUCGAUAAGUCAGUCAUCUACGCCAUUGAGUCUGCAGUGGUCAAAUGGAGCCACCAAGUCCAGAUGGUGCUCAAGAGAGAGUCUUCCCAGCCACUCUUGCAGGGGGAGAAUCCCACCCCUAAGGUGGAGCUGGAUUUCUGGAAGAGCAGGUCUGAGGAUCUGGAAUACAUUUAUAAUCAACUGAGGAUGAUAAAAGCGAGGGGCAUGGCUGGGCUCCUGGACAAGCUUCAGAGCAGCUACUUCCCAGCUUUCAAAGCCAUGUUCAGAAAUGUCGUAGCAGCUCUGGCAGAGGCUCAGGCUGUCCAUGUGCACCUGGUACCACUCCAGCGCCACCUGGAAACCCUCGAGAAUGCAGAGUUUCCAGAGGUGAAGCCCCGGCUGCAGCCUCUGCUCCACGUCAUCUGUCUGAUCUGGGCCACGUGCAAGUUCUACCGCUCCCCAGGGAGGCUUACCGUGCUGCUUCAGGAGAUUUGCAACCUUCUCAUCCAGCAGGCCACUAAUUAUCUCAGCCCAGAAGACUUCCUGAGAAGUGAGGUGGAAGAAAGUCAGAACAAACUGCAAGUGGUCUUGGACACCUUGAGCUUCUUCAAGCAGGUGUUUCAAGACAGAAGGGAGAAUCUCCACACUUACUUCAAAGAGAACCAGGAAGUCAAGGAGUGGGAUUUCCAGUCUUCUCUGGUCUUUGUGCGACUGGACAGCUUCCUGGGACGACUGCACGUGGUGGGGGAUCUUCUGAAGACAGCCUUGGAUUUCCACAAACUGGGAAAGCUGGAGUUUAGUGGCCUCCGAGGGAAUGCCCUGAGCCAGCAGGUCCAGACAAUGUACGAGGAAUUUCAAGAGAUGUACAGGGUCUUCGCAGAGUCCUCCGAUGACUGCCUGGACCUCCAAAGCAUGGACUUUGAAAAUGGCAUUUCCGAAUUUAACCGGAGAGUGGAAGAUCUUGACCAAAGAUUGGGGACGAUCUUUAUCCAAGCUUUUGACGAUACGCCUGGUUUGGAGCACGCUUUUAAGCUGCUGGACAUAGCAGGAAACCUCCUCGAAAGACCACUGGUAGCAAGGGAUGCAUCUGAUAAAUACCUGGUCCUUCUCCGAAUGUUCAGCAAAGAGCUGGAUGCGGUGAGGAUGAUCUACAGUCAGCAUGUCCAGGAGGAGAUAGAACUUGGCUUCUCCCCGGUGCACAAGAACAUGCCGGCCGUGGCUGGGGGCCUCCGCUGGACGCAGGAGCUGAGGCAGCGCAUCCAGGGUCCCUUUGGCAACUUCAGACGCAUCACACACCCUUGCAUGGAAUCUGCCGAAGGAAGGCGAAUGAUACAAAAAUAUGAAGACAUGCUCUCAUUGCUGGAAAAGUAUGAGACAAGACUUUAUGAGGACUGGUGUCAGACGGUAUCAGAGAAGUCACAGUACAAUCUUUCCCAACCACUGCUGAAACGUGACCCAGAGACAAGGCAGAUCACUGUCAACUUUAACCCACAGCUGGUUUCAGUGCUGAAAGAAAUGAGCUAUCUUGAACCCAGAGCGAUGAAGCACAUCCCUGAGACAGCAGCAACCAUGUUCUCCUCCAGGGAAUUCUACUGGCAGCUUGUGGCUAAUUUGGAGUUGAUGGCAAAUUGGUACAACAAGGUUAUGAGAAGUCUGCUAGAGGUGGAAUUUGCAUUAGUGGAGGAAGAGCUGCAAAAUAUUGAUCUCCGCCUGAAAGCAGCAGAGGAGACUCUGAACUGGAAAACAGAAGGCAUUUGGGAUUAUAUCAUUCAGCUCACCAGUAGUAUUCAUGAUCUUGAACAAAGAAUUCAGAAAACUAAAGACAAUGUGGAAGAGAUUCAAAGCAUCAUGAAAACAUGGGUGGCUCCAAUAUUGAAGAGAAAAGAUGGAAAAAAGGAAUGCCUUCUUUCUCUGGAUGAUCAGCAUGAUCGAAUGCAAAAAUAUUACAAUCUCAUCAGAGAAUCUGGCCUUAAGAUUCAUGCCCUUGUACAGGAAAAUCUGGGUCUAUUUUCAGCAGACUCAACCUCCAAUAUCUGGAAGACUUAUGUUAACUAUAUUGACGAUAUGUUGCUGGAUGGAUUCUUUCUUGCCAUUGAGUUCUCCCUCAAGUACCUCUUGGAAAACACUGAGUGUAAGGCAGGACUCACCCCAAUAUUUGAAGCAAAACUGAGCCUUGCUAUCCCAGAAUUAGUUUUCUAUCCAUCUCUGGAUUCCGGAGUGAACGGGGGCCUCUAUGACAUCGUUGAGGGUCUUGUAACUAGCAUUUUUGGGAUAGCAUCUCUUGUGCCCCGGCUUUCCCCACAAAAUGGCUCACCUCACUAUCAGGUGGACGUGGAGGGCAUGGCCCACUUGGCAAACAUGCGGAGCCUGCUCAUGGAGAGGGUGCGGGCCAUGAUGGCCCUGUGCUGUGGCUAUCGGAACACCUUCAGCCAGUAUUCCUACCUGUAUGUGGAGGACCGCAAGGAGAUCCUGGGUCAGUUUCUGCUGUACGGGCAUGUCCUUACCCCUGAGGAGAUCGAAGCCCAUGAGGAAGAUGGCAUCCCAGAGAAUCCACCCCUCCUCCCUCAGUUUAAAGUUCAAAUCGACUCCUAUGAAAAGCUCUAUGAAGAGGUGUGCAGGCUGGAGCCUGUCAAGGUGUUUGAAAGCUGGAUGAAAAUUGAUAUUCGACCCUUCAAAGCAUCUCUGCUGAAUAUAAUUAAGAGGUGGAGCCUCACAUUCAAACAGCACCUCGUGGACCACGUCACUAACAGCUUGGCCGACCUCGAAGUGUUUAUAAAGAACAGUGAGAACGGCUUGCUCAAAAAAGUUGAAAAAGGAGAUUUCAGAGGAUUGGUUGAGAUUAUGGGACACCUUAUGGCUGUUAAAGAACGGCAGAGCAGCACUGAUGAGAUGUUUGAGCCCUUAAAGCACACGAUUGAAUUACUGAAGACCUAUGAACAAGAACUGCCAGAUACAGUGUUCAAGCAGCUGGAGGAACUGCCCGAGAAAUGGAACAACAUAAAAAAGAUGGCCAUUACCGUGAGGCAGCAGGUGGCCCCACUGCAGGCAAAUGAAGUGACCGUCCUCCGCCAGAGGUGCACAGCCUUCGAAGCCGAACAGCAGCAUUUCUGGGAGCGGUUCCGCAAAGAAGCCCCCUUCAGGUUUGACAGCAUCAACCCUCAUCAAAUGCUGGAUGCUAGGCACAUUGAGAUCCAGCAGAUGGAAUCCACCAUGGCCUCCAUCUCCGAGUCUGCCAGCUUAUUUGAAGUCAACGUUCCUGACUACAAGCAGCUGAGACAGUGCAGGAAGGAGGUGUGCCAGCUGAAGGAGCUCUGGGACACCAUUGGAAUGGUGACCUCCAGCAUCCAUGCCUGGGAGACCACCACCUGGAAGGACAUCAAUGUGGAAGCCAUGGACUUAGAGUGCAAGCGAUUUGCCCGGCACAUCCGGAACCUGGACAAGGAGGUCGUGGCCUGGGAUGCAUUCACAGGCCUGGAAAGCACUGUGCUGAACACCCUGGUCUCCCUGAGGGCAGUCGCCGAGCUGCAGAAUCCAGCCAUCCGGGAGCGGCACUGGAGGCAGCUGAUGCAGGCCACUGGUGUGAACUUCACCAUGGACAAAGACACCACCCUGGCGCACCUCUUGCAGCUCCAGCUGCACCGCUUUGAGGACGAGGUCCGGGGCAUCGUGGACAAAGCCGUGAAAGAGAUGGGUAUGGAAAAAACCUUAAAGGAGCUACAGACCACCUGGGCUGGCAUGGAAUUCCAGUACGAACCCCACCAGAGGACCAAUGUUCCCCUGCUGCGGUCUGACGAGGACCUCAUAGAAGUUCUGGAGGAUAAUCAAGUUCAGCUUCAGAACCUGAUGAUGUCCAAGUAUGUUGCUUUCUUCCUAGAGGAAGUGUCAGGCUGGCAGAAGAAGCUGUCCACAGCUGACGCCGUCAUCUCCAUCUGGUGUGAGGUGCAGCGCACGUGGACCCACCUGGAGAGCAUAUUCAUAGGAUCGGAAGAUAUCCGGGCUCAGCUACCCCAGGAUUCGGAAAGGUUCGAAGGCAUUGACGUUGACUUUAAAGAGCUAGUAUAUGAUGCUCAGAAAACUCCAAAUGUCGUGGAAGCCACCAACAAAUCAGGUCUUUAUGAAAAACUGGAGGAUAUUCAAAGCAGGUUGUGCCUGUGCGAGAAGGCCCUGGCGGAGUACCUGGAUACCAAGAGGCUUGCCUUCCCUCGGUUUUACUUUCUCUCCUCUUCCGAUUUGUUAGACAUCCUUUCCAACAGCACAGCCCCGCAGCAGGUGCAACGUCACCUUCCCAAACUCUUCGACAACAUGGCCAAGAUGCAGUUCCAGCUAGAUGCCGGGGAGAAGCCAACCAAGACAAGUCUCGGCAUGUACAGCAAAGAGGAAGAGUACGUGGCCUUCAGUGAACCCUGUGACUGCAGCGGGCAGGUGGAAACAUGGCUGAACCACGUGCUUGCUCACAUGAAGGCUACUGUGAGGCACGAGAUGACCGAAGGUGUGGCUGCCUAUGAAGAAAAGCCAAGAGAGCAGUGGCUCUUUGACUACCCAGCUCAGGUGGCCCUGACCUGCACUCAGAUCUGGUGGACGACAGAAGUGGGCAUUGCAUUUGCCAGGCUGGAGGAAGGCUAUGAGAAUGCCCUGAAGGACUAUUACAAGAAGCAAGUGGCCCAGCUCAAAACCCUCAUCACCAUGCUGAUUGGCCAGCUCUCCAAGGGGGACCGGCAAAAGAUCAUGACCAUAUGCACCAUCGAUGUGCAUGCUCGGGAUGUGGUGGCCAAGAUGAUUACUCAGAAGGUAGACAAUGCCCAGGCUUUCCUCUGGCUGUCCCAGUUGCGCCAUCGUUGGGAUGACGAGGUCAAACACUGCUUUGCCAACAUCUGCGAUGCCCAGUUUCUGUAUUCCUAUGAGUACCUGGGAAAUACGCCUCGUCUGGUGAUCACACCUUUGACUGACAGGUGCUACAUCACCCUCACCCAGUCUCUGCACCUGACCAUGAGUGGGGCUCCAGCAGGACCUGCAGGCACAGGCAAGACCGAGACCACCAAGGACCUGGGCCGCGCACUGGGUGUCAUGGUCUAUGUGUUCAACUGCUCAGAGCAGAUGGACUACAAGUCUUGCGGCAACAUCUACAAAGGCCUCGCUCAGACUGGUGCCUGGGGCUGCUUUGAUGAGUUUAAUCGCAUCUCCGUGGAGGUCUUGUCGGUGGUGGCAGUGCAGGUAAAAAGCAUUCAGGAUGCAAUCAGAGAUAAGAAGCAGCGGUUCAACUUCCUUGGGGAGGAGAUUAGCCUGAAUCCUUCUGUGGGUAUCUUCAUCACCAUGAACCCAGGCUACGCCGGCCGCACGGAGCUGCCUGAGAACCUCAAAGCUCUCUUCAGGCCUUGUGCAAUGGUUGUUCCUGACUUUGAGUUAAUCUGUGAAAUCAUGCUGGUGGCAGAAGGAUUCAUUGAAGCCCGGUUAUUAGCCAGAAAGUUCAUCACUCUUUACCAGUUGUGCAAAGAGCUUCUCUCUAAACAGGAUCACUACGACUGGGGCCUGAGGGCCAUCAAGUCCGUGCUUGUGGUGGCAGGAUCCCUGAAGCGAGGGGACCCUGGCCGGCCUGAGGACCAAGUCCUGAUGCGCGCUUUGCGAGACUUCAACAUCCCCAAGAUUGUGACCGAUGACAUGCCUGUGUUCAUGGGCCUGAUUGGGGACCUCUUUCCUUCCCUGGAUGUUCCCCGGAGAAGAGACCUCAACUUCGAAGCUUUGGUUAGGAAGGCGGUGGUGGAUCUGAAGCUCCAGCCCGAGGAGAACUUUGUGCUCAAGGUGGUCCAGCUGGAGGAGCUCCUGGCAGUGCGGCAUUCCGUGUUCGUGGUGGGCAGCGCUGGCACCGGCAAGUCACAGGUGCUGAGGUCUUUGCACAAGACCUAUCAGAUGAUGAAACGCCGCCCCGUCUGGACUGACCUCAAUCCCAAAGCAGUCACAAAUGAUGAGCUCUUUGGCAUCAUUAAUCCGGCCACACGAGAAUGGAAGGAUGGAUUGUUCUCUUCCAUCAUGCGGGAGCUUGCCAACAUCACCCAUGAUGGGCCCAAGUGGAUUCUACUGGAUGGAGACAUAGAUCCAAUGUGGAUUGAGUCUCUGAACACUGUCAUGGACGAUAACAAGGUGCUGACCUUGGCGAGCAACGAGAGGAUUCCUCUUAGCCCCACCAUGCGGCUCCUCUUCGAGAUCAGCCACCUGCGCACGGCCACCCCAGCCACUGUCUCCAGAGCAGGGAUCCUAUACAUCAACCCGGCAGACCUGGGGUGGAAUCCUCUGGUGAGCAGCUGGAUUGACAAGAGAGAGCUCCAGACGGAGAGAGCCAACCUGACCAUUCUGUUUGACAAGUACCUUCCAACCUGCUUAGACACACUCAGAACCAGAUUCAAGAAGAUCAUUCCAAUCCCAGAGCAGAGCACGGUUCAGAUGGUAUGUCACCUUUUGGAGUGUCUUCUGACCAAGGAGGACAUCCCUGUGGACUGCCCCAGGGAAAUCUAUGAGCUUUAUUUUGUGUUUGCUGCCAUCUGGGCUCUCGGCGGAGCAAUGGUCCAAGAUCAGCUUGUGGACUACCGGGCAGAGUUCAGCAAAUGGUGGCUGACGGAGUUCAAGACAGUCAAGUUUCCUUCCCAGGGGACCGUCUUUGACUAUUACAUAGACCCAGAGACCAAGAAGUUCGAGCCUUGGUCCAAGCUCACCCCCCAGUUUGAAUUUGAUCCGGAGAUACCCUUGCAGGCUUGUUUGGUGCACACGAGUGAGACCAUCCGAGUGUGCUACUUCAUGGAGCGGCUGCUGCAGCGGCGGCGGCCAGUCAUGCUGGUGGGCACCGCAGGCACCGGCAAGUCCGUACUGGUGGGCGCUAAGCUGGCCAGCCUCGACCCCGAAGAAUACCUGGUGAAAAACGUGCCGUUCAACUAUUACACCACAUCGGCAAUGCUGCAGGCUGUCCUGGAGAAGCCUCUAGAAAAGAAGGCGGGAAGAAAUUAUGGCCCUCCAGGCAACAAGAAGCUCGUCUAUUUCAUCGAUGACAUGAACAUGCCUGAGGUGGAUGCCUACGGGACAGUGCAGCCCCACACCGUCAUCAGGCAGCACCUGGACUACGGCCACUGGUAUGAUCGGAACAAGCUGUCCCUGAAGGAGAUCAUGAAUGUACAGUAUGUUUCCUGUAUGAACCCCACUGCAGGCAGCUUCACCAUCAACCCACGGCUCCAGCGUCACUUCUGCGUGUUCGUCCUCUCCUUCCCGGGAGCAGAUGCUCUGUCCUCCAUCUACAGCACCAUCCUGACUCACCAUCUGAAGCUUGGAAACUUCCCAGCAUCCCUGCAGAAAUCCAUCCCCUCGCUCAUCAGUCUGGCUCUUGCCUUCCACCAGAAAAUCACUACCACCUUCCUACCCACAGCAAUCAAAUUCCACUAUAUCUUCAACCUCAGAGAUUUUGCCAACAUUUUCCAGGGUAUUCUCUUCUGCUCAGUGGAAUGUGUGAAAUCGACACAAGACCUAGUAAAACUGUAUCUGCAUGAAUCAAAUCGAGUUUAUCGGGAUAAGAUGGUAGAAGAAAAGGACCUUGAGCUGUUUGAUAAAAUCCAGACUGAAGUACUCAAGAAAACUUUUAAUGAUAUUGAAGAGACCGUGCAGCAGGACCAGAGCCUGAACGUGUACUGCCACUUUGCGAAUGGUAUUGGGGAGCCCAAGUACAUGCCUGUGCAGUCGUGGGAGCUCUUGACCCAGACUCUGGUGGAGGCCUUGGAGAACCACAAUGAAGUCAACACGGUGAUGGACCUGGUGCUCUUUGAGGAUGCGGUGCGCCAUGUCUGCCACAUCAAUCGCAUCUUGGAGUCCCCACGGGGAAAUGCGCUGCUGGUUGGCGUAGGUGGGAGCGGCAAGCAGAGUCUGACCAGGCUUGCCGCUUUCAUCAGCUCCAUGGACGUAUUCCAGAUCACACUGCGCAAAGGCUAUCAGAUCGCCGACUUCAAGGUGGACCUGGCCAGCCUGUGUCUGAAAGCCGGGGUAAAGAACCUCCGCACAGUGUUUCUCAUGACGGACGCCCAAGUGGCUGAUGAGAGGUUCCUCGUGCUCAUCAAUGAUCUCUUGGCAUCUGGGGAGAUCCCAGAUCUCUACUCUGAUGAUGAAGUUGAAAACAUCAUAAGCAAAGUGAGGAAUGAAGUCAAGAGCCAAGGUCUGGUUGACAACAGAGAGAACUGCUGGAAGUUCUUUAUAGAUCGAGUCCGGCUACAACUGAAGGUGACUCUCUGUUUCUCUCCCGUGGGGAACAAGCUGAGGGUCCGCAGCAGGAAGUUCCCAGCCAUCGUGAACUGCACGGCCAUCGACUGGUUCCACGAGUGGCCUCAGCAAGCGCUGGAGUCUGUCAGCCUCCGCUUCAUGCAGGACACAGAGAGCGUUGAGCCCACAGUGAAGCAGUCCAUUAGCAAGUUCAUGGCCUUUGUCCACACGAGUGUCAACCAGACAUCCCAGUCUUAUCUGAGCAAUGAGCAGCGCCACAACUACACAACCCCCAAAUCCUUCCUGGAGUUCAUCAGACUCUACCAGAGCUUGUUGCGCAGGAACGGAAAAGAGCUCAAGUCCAAGACGGAGCGGCUGGAGAACGGGCUGCUGAAGCUGCACAGCACCUCUGCCCAGGUGGAUGCUCUGAAAGCCAAGCUGGCAGCCCAGGAAGCGGAGCUCAAGCAGAAGAAUGAAGACGCAGACAAACUGAUCCAGGUGGUGGGCGUGGAAACAGAUAAGGUGAGCAGAGAGAAAGCCCUCGCAGACGAGGAGGAGCAGAGGGUGGCCCUCAUGAUGCUGGAGGUGAAGCAGAAGCAGAAGGACUGUGAGGAAGACCUGGCCAAGGCCGAGCCGGCACUCACGGCAGCUCAGGCUGCUCUCAACACCCUCAACAAGACAAACCUGACGGAGCUGAAGUCGUUUGGUUCUCCUCCUCUGGCCGUCAGCAACGUCAGUGCUGCGGUGAUGGUGCUCACGGCCCCCCGGGGCAAGGUACCCAAGGACCGGAGCUGGAAGGCUGCUAAGGUCACCAUGGCCAAAGUGGAUGGCUUCCUGGACUCGCUUAUCAACUUCGACAAAGAGAACAUUCACGAGAACUGCCUCAAAGCCAUCAGACCAUACCUGCAAGACCCUGAGUUCAAUCCGGAGUUUGUGGCCACCAAGUCCUAUGCAGCCGCUGGCCUCUGCUCUUGGGUCAUCAACAUUGUGAGGUUCUACGAGGUGUUCUGUGAUGUGGAACCCAAGCGCCAAGCGCUGAGCAAAGCCACCUUGGACCUCACAGCUGCCCAGGAGAAGCUGGCAGCCAUCAAAGCCAAGAUCACUCACCUUAACGAAAACCUGGCGAAGCUCACAGCCAAGUUUGAGAAAGCGACGGCAGACAAACUCAAAUGUCAGCAAGAAGCCGAAGUGACCGCAGGCACCAUCUCCCUCGCCAACCGCCUGGUUGGAGGACUCGCUUCUGAAAACGUGAGGUGGGCAGAAGCCGUGCAGAACUUCAAACAGCAGGAAAGGACGUUAUGUGGAGACAUUUUACUUACGACAGCUUUCAUUUCCUACCUUGGCUUCUUCACAAAGAAAUACCGGCAGAGCCUCAUGGACGGCACCUGGAGACCCUACCUGAGCCAGCUGAAAGCUCCCAUCCCACUCACCCCAGCCCUGGACCCCCUGCGGAUGCUGACGGACGACGCCGACGUGGCUGCCUGGCAGAACCAGGGCCUCCCUGCGGACCGCAUGUCCAUGGAGAAUGCUGCCAUCCUCAUCAACUGCGAGCGCUGGCCGCUCAUGGUGGACCCUCAGCUGCAAGGCAUCAAAUGGAUCAAGAACAGAUACGGUGAAAACCUCCGGGUCACCCAGGUUGGUCAGAAAGGCUACCUGCAAACCAUAGAGCAUGCUCUGGACGCGGGAGACGCGGUGCUGAUUGAAAACCUGGAGGAGUCCAUUGAUCCUGUUCUGGGACCCCUGCUUGGGAGGGAAGUCAUUAAAAAAGGACGAUUCAUUAAAAUUGGAGACAAAGAAUGUGACUACAAUCCCAAGUUCCAGCUCAUCCUUCACACCAAGCUGGCCAAUCCCCACUACCAGCCUGAGCUGCAGGCCCAGGCCACUCUGAUCAACUUCACCGUGACCAGGGACGGCCUGGAGGACCAGCUACUGGCUGCCGUGGUCAGCAUGGAGAGGCCGGACCUGGAGCAGCUGAAGUCCGAUCUCACGAAACAGCAGAAUGGAUUCAAAAUCACCCUCAAAACACUGGAAGACAACCUGCUUUCUCGCCUCUCCUCAGCAUCUGGGAACUUCCUGGGAGAAACAGCCUUGGUGGAGAGCCUGGAGGCCACCAAGCAGACUGCUGCAGAGAUCGGGAAAAAGGUGCAGGAGGCCAAGGUCACCGAAGUGAAGAUCAAUGAGGCCCGGGAGCACUACCGGCCAGCUGCUGCCCGAGCAUCUCUGCUCUACUUCAUCAUGAACGACCUCAGCAAGAUCCAUCCAAUGUACCAGUUUUCUCUCAAGGCAUUCAGUAUCGUCUUCCAGAAGGCCGUGGAGAGGGCAGCUCCUGGCGAGAGCCUCCGGGAGCGGUUGACUAACCUCAUAGACAGCGUAACCUUCUCUGUGUACCGGUACACCACGCGGGGGCUCUUCGAGUGUGAUAAGCUGACCUACCUUGCCCAGCUCACCUUUCAGAUUCUCCUCAUGAACCAGGAAGUCGAUGCAGCAGAGUUGGAUUUUCUGCUUCGGUCCCCAGUGCAGACAGGCACCACCAGCCCAGUGGACUUCCUCUCCCAUCAGGCCUGGGGAGCCAUCAAGGCACUUUCAUCAAUGGAGGAAUUCUGUAACCUGGAUCGGGACAUAGAGGGAUCCGCCAAGAGCUGGAAAAAAUUCGUGGAGUCAGAAUGUCCUGAGAAGGAGAAGUUCCCACAGGAGUGGAAGAACAAGACAGCCCUACAGCGCCUCUGCAUGAUGAGAGCCAUGCGGCCUGACCGGAUGACCUAUGCCAUGCGAAAUUUUGUUGAGGAGAAAUUGGGGAGCAAAUACGUGGUGGGAAGAGCACUAGAUUUUGCUUCCUCAUUUGAAGAAUCAGGACCAGCCACGCCCAUGUUUUUUAUCCUGUCUCCAGGGGUGGACCCACUGAAGGAUGUGGAGAGUCAAGGAAAAAAACUUGGAUAUACCUUCAACAAUCGGAACUUUCACAACGUGUCUCUGGGGCAAGGACAGGAGGUAGUGGCGGAGGCUGCGCUGGACCUCGCUGCCAAGAAAGGUCACUGGGUUAUUUUGCAGAACAUCCACCUGGUGGCCAAGUGGCUCGGCACCCUGGAGAAGAAGCUGGAGGAGCACAGUGAGAACAGACACCCAGACUUCAGGGUCUUCAUCAGUGCAGAGCCGGCACCCUCCCCCGAGGGCCACAUCAUCCCGCAGGGCAUCCUGGAGAACUCCAUUAAGAUCACCAAUGAGCCCCCCACGGGCAUGCAUGCCAACCUGCACAAGGCCCUGGACAACUUCACUCAGGACACUCUGGAGAUGUGUUCCCGGGAGACGGAGUUCAAGAGCAUCCUCUUUGCUCUUUGUUACUUUCACGCGGUGGUGGCAGAAAGACGAAAAUUUGGGCCCCAGGGGUGGAAUCGCUGCUACCCCUUUAACACUGGGGACCUCACCAUCUCCGUGAAUGUUCUCUACAACUUCCUGGAAGCCAAUGCAAAGGUCCCCUACGAUGACUUGCGCUACCUGUUCGGUGAGAUCAUGUACGGAGGCCACAUCACAGAUGACUGGGACAGAAGACUCUGCAGAACCUAUCUGGAGGAAUUCGUUAAACCAGAAAUGUUAGAGGGAGAACUGACUCUGGCCCCAGGGUUCCCACUCCCAGGCAACUUGGACUACCCUGGUUACCAUCAGUACAUCGAUGCCCAGUUGCCCCCAGAGUCGCCCUACCUCUAUGGCCUGCACCCGAAUGCAGAGAUUGGCUUCCUGACCCAGACCUCGGAAAAGCUCUUCCGCACCGUGCUGGAGCUGCAGCCUCAGGACAGCCAAGCCGGAGACGGCGCAGGGGCCACAAGAGAAGAAAAGGUCAAGGCCGUGCUGGAAGAAAUACUGGAGCGGGUGACAGACGAGUUUAACAUGCCAGAGCUGACGGCCAGAGCGGAGGAGCGCACCCCCUACGUCGUGGUUGCCUUGCAGGAGUGCGCGCGGAUGAACGUCCUCACCAGAGAGAUUCAGCGCUCACUGAGGCAGCUGGACCUCGGCUUAAAGGGGGAGCUGACCAUGACCAGCGACAUGGAGAACUUACAGAAUGCCCUGUACUUAGAUACGGUGCCAGAGCCCUGGGCCAGGCGAGCCUACCCUUCCACAGCAGGCCUGGCAGCCUGGUUUCUGGAUCUCCUCAACCGAAUCAGGGAGCUGGAGGCCUGGACGGGGGACUUCGCAAUGCCCUCCACUGUGUGGCUCACAGGCUUCUUCAACCCCCAGUCCUUCCUGACCGCCAUCAUGCAGUCCAUGGCCCGCAAGAACGAGUGGCCACUGGACCAGAUGGCCCUGCAAUGUGACGUGACAAAGAAGAACAGAGAAGAGUUCAGGAGCCCUCCUCGGGAAGGGGCCUACGUCCACGGCCUCUUCAUGGAAGGUGCCCGCUGGGAUAUACAGGCUGGCACUAUUACAGAGGCAAAGCUGAAGGAUCUGACACCCCCCAUGCCUGUGAUGUUCAUCAAGGCCAUUCCUGCAGAUAAGCAGGAUCGCCACAGAGUCUACUCCUGUCCCGUGUACAAGACCAGUCAGCGGGGACCCACCUAUGUGUGGACUUUCAACCUGAAGACUAAGGAGAAUCCAUCCAAGUGGGUUCUCGCUGGAGUAGCCUUGCUUCUCCAGAUUUAGCUUCCUGCAGAGCCGCUGAAAAAACAAGGAAAGAGGCUGGGCUGGAGGCUGCCCAGAGGGACAGGUGGGUAAGGGGUGACCACAGAAGAUACUUAAAAAGAUAAGAAAUCAUGAGCACCCACACUUCUGUAGAAUUCAUCUAGGGAACAUGGAGAGGAGCGUCUGACGUGAGGCUGAGCUGGAGGAGUGCAGGCCCAGG
Messenger RNA from Propithecus coquereli (Coquerel's sifaka), 13728 nucleotides. It is a transcript of the gene DNAH9, whose product is annotated as dynein, axonemal, heavy chain 9. Gene Ontology annotation, biological process: microtubule-based movement. Bases 69 to 13529 code for a protein of 4486 amino acids. Lineage: Eukaryota; Metazoa; Chordata; Mammalia; Primates; Indriidae. The record is from RefSeq and is a predicted model, not a curated record. The transcript is spliced from 69 exons. Gene Ontology annotation, cellular component: dynein complex. Gene Ontology annotation, molecular function: ATP binding; ATP hydrolysis activity; minus-end-directed microtubule motor activity.